AUGGGACUCCUUACAAUAAUCAGGAAGAAUCGGAUGAAGGAGAAGGAAAUGCGAAUCCUUUUUCUUGGACUUGAUAAUGCUGGAAAAACAACGAUAUUGAAAAAGCUAAACGGCGAAGACAUCAUGAAUACAAGUCCAACCUUGGGUUUCAAUAUCAAAACCUUCGUACAUGGCAAACCUCGUUAUAUCCUCAUCUCAGGGGAUGUUGGAGGUCAGCGGACCCUACGACCAUAUUGGCGUAAUUACUUUGAACAAACGGAUGCCCUAGUCUGGGUGGUCGACUCUGGGGACCGAAUGCGAAUGAGUGAUUGUAGGGAUGAGCUAAAUAGCCUUCUCCUCGAAGACCGCUUAGCCGGUGCGUCUCUUCUCGUUUUCGCAAAUAAAUGGGAUCUUCAAGGUUCCAUGAAUGACUCCCAAAUACGAGACGCACUCGACCUCAGCUCGAUUAAAUCGCACCACUGGAAGAUUCUUUCGUGUAGUGCUGUCACAGGAGAAAAUCUGGUCGAUGGCCUCAAUUGGGUGGUAGACGACGUUGCGAAACGUUUGUAUUACUCGUCGACAGCUCUUUGA
Molecule: messenger RNA, 570 nt
Organism: Lentinula edodes (shiitake mushroom)
Lineage: Eukaryota; Fungi; Basidiomycota; Agaricomycetes; Agaricales; Omphalotaceae
Product: ADP-ribosylation factor family-domain-containing protein
Exons: 5
Coding region: 1-570 (189 amino acids)
Biological process (GO): protein folding
Cellular component (GO): microtubule cytoskeleton; cytoplasm
Molecular function (GO): GTPase activity; GTP binding
Source: RefSeq, a predicted model, not a curated record